AAAUGGUUUGGUAUGUUGAAUAUGCUAUAUUUAUAACCAUAAUUACUGCAAUAAAUAGAGAGUGAGUUUCGCCAAGUAAUUUCUCAAUGUAACAUUUCAUCAAACAGCUGUUGAUCAACAAGUUUGUGGUUAUGUUGCCAAAUUCCGCUAUUGAGACGCAACACAAUUAAAUUUAUUGACUAUUUGAAUUAUUAAAAUAAAAAUGGAAAAGUGGUUGCGAGAUCGUUUGUCAAUAUGUUUGGAUUUCGAAAUACCAGAUGAUAUGAUAAAAUAUAUACUUUCUUUGAAAAAUUCUGAAGAAUUUGAUGAAUAUUUCAACACUUUAUUGAAUAAAGACGAAGAUCAUCACCGGUUGUUUUUGGCAGAUUGCAGGCAGCGAUUAUUUAGUGUUGCAUUGCCCAGUAAAAAAUCCAAUUCUAAUCAGAAAAAGUCGACUGGUCAUGGCAGUACACAAAUUAAGCAAAAUGUGAAUUCGCAGCAGAAAUCGUUAAAUUCUCAACAAGGUGUAAAAAAGAAAAAUAAAUAUGUCAAUCUGUAUUCACAAGAUGGUAAUGUGUUGGGAGAUGUUAUUAUGCUAAAAGGCAGGCGACAUUGUGACUGUCAAGCAUCUGAGCACAAAUUGAUAAAUAAUUGUCUUAGCUGCGGUAGAGUUGUUUGUGAACAGGAGGGCAGCGGUCCCUGUCUGUUCUGUGGUAAUAUUGUGUGCACUAAUGAAGAAGCUCAAAUUUUAAAAACCACUAACAAAAAAAGUGAAAAUCUUUUAAAAUCACUUAAAGAAAAAGGUGGCGGGGAGUCAUUAAAAAAAGCAUUAGAACAAAGAGAUCGUUUAUUAGAAUACGACAGGAACAGUGAAAAACGUACAACGGUUAUAGAUGAUGAAAUGGACUACUUUGAGGAGAACUCAGUAUGGCUCUCCGAUGCUGAACGUGAAAAAUUAAAGAGUUUGCAAAAUAAUUUACAAGAUAAAAAACACGCCAGUCGUGCACAACGCAAAUAUAAAAUUGAUUUUGCUGGUCAUGAAGUUCCUGAUGAACCUCUUAUAAGUGAGGAAUAUGAACGUAAUUUAUUAAAAGAGAUCGCUGCUACAAAUUCCGAUUUUAAUAAGGCAAACAAAUGGUCUAAUAAAAGUAAUAAUGCAAAACACACUUCAGAUGUGUCUGAUAUUGAUCCAAAUAUAAGUGAAUUUCGCCCUGUAUAUACCGACAUGAACGACGGUAAUGCAUUCGACAAAUCAAAGUUAAAAAACGAAGGGUUGGACUGUAAAUAUAAUCGCGUCCAAGAUAAACAACUCCUGGAAAUGCAGGAUAUGCGGCAUUGCUUAUCAAUGCAUCAACCAUAUGCAUCUUUGUUGGUGGCUGGUAUAAAGAAACAUGAAGGUAGAAUAUGGUAUAGUGAACACCGUGGUAGACUUUGGAUUGCAUCAACUGCUAAAGAGCCAAAAGAAGACGAAAUUAAAGAAGUUGAACAAUUUUACAUGAAUUAUUAUAAUGAUAAAACUAUUAAAUUUCCAAAACAAUACCCAACGGGCUGUUUACUUGGGUGUGUAAUAGUUGAUGAAUGUCUGGCACAAGAAGAAUAUCGUGAUAUUUAUCCUAACGGAGAAUCAGAAAGUGCAUUUGUUUUUGUCUGUACUAAUCCACAACAAUUGCCUGUUAUCUUUCCAAUUAAAGGACAACAUAAGAUUUAUCAAAUCGAUCCUAAACUACAUAACGCAGCAUGCAAAACUUUGAUGCGAUUAAAAUCGGACAACACGAAGCAGUAAAAUUUAAAUAUAUCAAAAAUGGAACGACUAAAAGUUAUAUUACUUUUUGUAUAUUAAAUAUUAUUAAGUAAAACUUACUUUAAAUUAUUCUA
This is a messenger RNA of Teleopsis dalmanni, 1854 nucleotides long. Its product is annotated as activating signal cointegrator 1. The transcript is spliced from 6 exons. The coding region runs from base 203 to 1762 and encodes 519 amino acids. Gene Ontology annotation, cellular component: nucleus. Gene Ontology annotation, molecular function: zinc ion binding; transcription coactivator activity. The record is from RefSeq and is a predicted model, not a curated record. NCBI's taxonomy places the organism in Eukaryota, Metazoa, Arthropoda, Insecta, Diptera, Diopsidae. Gene Ontology annotation, biological process: positive regulation of DNA-templated transcription.